CGGGGCGUCGCCAUGGGAACGUCGCCGGAAGUGUCGCGGGGACUCGGUGUCCCGUGAGGCCCCGCGCGGUUCCGGCGGGCCGGGAUCGGGAUCAGCGGGAUCACCGGGAGCGGGGCCGGGAGCGGCCGGGCCGCCAUGGAGGCCGUGCCCCGCAUGCCCAUGAUCUGGCUCGACCUCAAGGAGGCCGGGGAGUUCGCCUUCAACGCCGCCGUCAAGAAGUUUGUCCUGAAGAAUUAUGGGGAGAACCCCGAGAACUACAACGAGGAGCUGCGGAAGCUGGAGCAGCUCCGGCAGAGCGCCGUCAGCGUUCCCAGGGAUUUCGAGGGCUGCAGCACCCUGCGGAAGUACCUGGGACAGCUGCACUUCCUGCAGAGCCGCAUUCCCAUGGGAGCGGGGCAGGACGCGGCCGUGCCCGUCACAUGGACCGAGAUCUUCUCGGGGAAGGUGGUGACACAUGAGGACAUCAAGUACGAGCAGGCCUGUGUUCUCUACAACCUGGGAGCACUGCAUUCCAUGCUGGGAGCCAUGGACAAGAGAGUGUCUGAGGAGGGCAUGAAGGUUUCCUGCACCCACUUCCAAUGUGCUGCCGGUGCCUUCACCUACCUGCGGGAUCACUUCCCACAUUCCUACAGCGUGGACAUGAGCCACCAGAUCCUCAGCCUCAACAUCAACCUCAUGCUGGGCCAGGCACAGGAGUGUCUCCUGGAGAAGUCCAUGCUGGACAACAGGAAGAGCUUCCUGGUGGCCCGGAUCAGUGCCCAGGUGGUGGAUUACUACAAGGAGGCCUGCAGGGCGCUGGAGAACUCGGAGACGGCGUCGCUGCUGGGCAAGAUCCAGAAGGACUGGAAGAAGCUGGUGCAGAUGAAGAUCUACUACUUUGCUGCCGUGGCCCACCUGCACAUGGGGAAGCAGGCCGAGGAGCAGCAGAAGUUUGGGGAGAGGGUCAUCUACUUCCAGAGUGCUCUGGAUAAGCUCAAUGAAGCCAUCAAGCUGGCAAAGGGCCAGCCCGAAACCGUGCAGGAAGCCCUGAGGUUCACCAUGGAUGUGAUUGGUGGGAAGUACAAUUCCGCCAAGAAGGACAACGACUUCAUCUACCAUGAGGCCGUGCCCGCGCUGGACACCCUGCAGUCUGUCAAAGGUGCCCCCCUGGUGAAGGCUCUGCCCGUGAACCCCACGGACCCUGCGGUCACCGGCCCCGACAUCUUUGCCAAGCUGGUGCCCAUGGCUGCCCAUGAGGCCUCCUCCCUGUACAGCGAGGAAAAGGCCAAACUGCUGCGGGACGUGAUGGCCAAGAUCGAGGCCAAGAACGAAGUGCUGGACCAGUUCAUGGACUCCAUGCAGCUGGACCCCGAGACCGUGGACAACCUGGACAUGUACAACCACAUCCCGGCCGUGCUGAUGGAGAAGUGUGCUGCCCUCAGCGUGCGCCCCGACACCGUCCGCAACCUCGUCCAGUCCAUGCAGGUGCUCUCCGGGGUCUUCACGGACGUGGAGGCGUCGCUGAAGGAGAUCCGGGACCUGCUGGAGGAGGACGAGGCGCAGGAGCGGAAGCUGCAGGAGCUGCUGGGGCGGGUCCCGCCGGCGCCGGGGUCCCCCCCGGGGCUGGCCGAGGUGAGCAAGGAGUGCUCCAAGUACCUGGAGCUGCACGAGAAGGCCAGUUUCACCAACACCGAGCUGCACCGUGCCAUGAACCUGCACCUGGGCAACCUGCGCCUGCUCGGCGGCCCCCUGGAGCAGGUCCGGGCCGCGCUGCCCACCCCCACCCUGAGCGAAGAUGACAAACAGGUGCUGCAGAACCUGAAGCGAAUCCUGGCCAAGGUGCAGGAGAUGCGGGACCAGCGGAUGUCCCUGGAGCAGCAGCUGCGGGAGAUGAUCCAGAAGGACGACAUCACCACCUCGCUGGUCACCACCGACCGCUCCGAGAUGAAGAAGCUCUUUGAGGAGCAGCUCAGGAAGUACGACCAGCUCAAGGUGUACCUGGAGCAGAACCUGGCGGCGCAGGAGAACGUGCUCAAGGCCCUGACCGACGCCAACGUCAAGUACGCAGCCGUGCGCAAGGGCCUGGCCGAGGUGGAGCACAAGUGGAACACCACCGUCCAGACGCUGGUGGCCUCCUACGAGGCCUACGAGGACCUGAUGAAGAAGUCCCAGGAGGGGAAGGAUUUCUACACGGACCUGGAGGGGAAGGCGGCCAAGCUGCUAGAGCGGGCACGGGCCGCGUGCCAGGCCAGCCAGGCCCAGCGGCAGCAGCUGCUCGAGAGGGAGCUGAAGAAGCAGCCGCCCCCCCGGCCCACGGCCCCCAAGCCCCCCCUGCAGAAGAAGGCACUGGAGCUGGAGCCCGGGGGCUCCGAGGCCGCAGAUUUGGGCUCCCUGGGGCUGCCGGACCUGCCCGAGGAGCUGCGGAGCCUCCCCCCGGAGCUGCUGCCCGGCGCCCCACUGCCCCCCCUGGCCCCCACGCCCCCGUUCCCGGGGCACUACCGCCUGCCCGGGCCCCCCGGCCCCUUUCCCCCUGCGGGAGGGGCCCCGGGGCAGCUCCUGCAGCCCUCUGCCCCGGCCGGGCCCGUGCCCAGCUCGGCCCCGGCCCCGCCCCAGCUCUUCCCGGCCGCCCCCCUGAUCCGCGCUCCGGCCCAGCCGCCGUUCGGGGGGCCCCACGUGCUGCCCCCGCGCUCGUCCCCCCAGCACGGGGCCCUGCCCGCCCCCGCCUACGGCCUGGGCCAGCCCGGGGGGGCCCCCGGCCCGCUCCGCCCCCCCGGCCCGGGGGCAGCUCCCCUGGGUGCCCAGCCGGGGGUGGGCGGCCCCGAGCCCCCGGGCACCCGCCCGGCCACCACCACGGUGGACAGUGUGCAGGCCCCCAUCUCCAGCUGCACCGCCCCUCCGCGGGGACCCCCGGGCCCCUUUCUGCCCCCCCAGCGCCCGGCGGGGCCCCCGACCCCCUUCCCCUCCCCCCCGGGGGGGGUUCAGCCCUUCGUGGCGCCGGCUCAGCACCCCUUCCCCCCGGCACAGCCCCCCCACACCUUCGCCCCCGCCCAGGCCCCCCAGCAGUUCCCCCCGGGGCCGUUCCUGCCCCCGGGCCCUGCCCAGGCCCCGCUGCCCUUCCAGCAGCCACCCCCCCGGCCCUCCCUCGCCCCCCCCGCCCCGCCCCCCCCGCAGCCCUUCGCCGGUCCCGGGGGGCAGCUGCCCCCCCCCGCCCCCGGGCAGCCCCCGCUGCCCCCCCAGCUCUACCAGCUCCCAGGGCAGGACCAGCUGCCCCCGCCGGGGCUCGCCCCGCACCCGGGGGCCGUGCCCUUCCCCAGGGCCCCUGCCCAGGGCGGUCCCGCGGCGCUGGGGGGGCUCCCGGCCGUGCCCCCCGGCUCCCCCGCGCUGCCCUUCUGCCCCAGCCCGGCCCCCCCCGGCGCUCAGCUGCCCCCCGGCUCCAUGGCCGCCCCCGCCCAGGCGCCCCCGCCCAGCCCCGUGCCGGGCACCGUGGUGGUCCAGGGCCCCCUGGUGCCGUCCCCGGCCCCCUCCCCGGUGCCGGCCCUGCCCGUGCAGCCCCCGGCGCCGCGACCCCCGCCCGCGCUGCCGCCGCCGGGCGCGGGGGACGCGGCGUUCCCGCGGCAGAGCCCCUGCCCCGCGGACCUGCUCUCGUCCAGCCCCGAGAGCCAGCCCGGCGGGGCGGCAGCCGGGGGGCUGCUGCAGCCCACCAAGGCGGGCGCGCAGGAGGGGCAGCGGCCGCGGGCCGUGCAGGUGAUCGAGGCGGACCCGUACGCGGAGCCCGAGCGGGUGCAGCGGCUGCGGGCCGAGCUGGAGCGGUUCCGGGCCGCGGCCGAGCGGCUGGAGCGGCCCGUGCCCGGCGGAGGCUCCGAGCUGGACGCGCUCUGGAAGGAGCUGCAGGAGGCCCAGGAGCGGGACGCCCGCCAGCGCUCCAUCGCCAUCGCCCGCUGCUACUCCAUGAAGAACCGGCACCAGGACAUCAUGCCCUACGACCGCAACCGCGUCGUGCUGCGCUCGGGCAAGGACGACUACAUCAAUGCCAGCCGCGUGGAGGACCUGUCCCCGUACUGCCCCGCCCUCAUCGCCACCCAGGCCCCGCUGCUCGGCACCGCCGCCGACUUCUGGCUCAUGAUCUACGAGCAGAAGGUCUCCGUGGUCGUCAUGUUGGUGUCCGAGCAGGAGCUGGACAAGAAGGUGCUGCGGUACUUCCCGUCGGAGCGGGGCCAGCCCGUGGCUCACGGCCCCCUGACCCUGGUGCUGACCAGCCUGCGGGUGACCCCCACGCACGUGGAGCGGAUGCUGACGCUGCAGUACCGCGACCAGAGCCUCAAACGCACCGUGGCCCACCUCCAGUUCACCUCCUGGCCUGAGCUGGGCCUGCCCGACAGCAAGGGGAGCCUCCUGCGCUUCAUCCAGGAGGUGCACGGGCACUACCUGCACCAGCGCCCGCUCCACACGCCCGUCGUGGUGCACUGCAGCUCCGGCGUGGGCCGCACGGGGGCCUUCUGCCUCCUGUACGCGGCCGUGCAGGAGGUGGAGGCCGGGAAGGGCAUCCCGGACCUGCCGCAGCUGGUGAGGCGCAUGCGGCAGCAGCGCAAGCACAUGCUGCAGGAGAAGCUGCACCUCAAGUUCUGUUUCGAGGCCGUCCUGCUCCACGUGGAGCAGGUGCUGCUGCGCCACGGCGUGGGGACCCCCGCGCUGCCCAAGCCCCCCAACAGCACCUCACCCAAGCUCUACUUCCAGCAGGACCCCCAGGACCUGGUGCUGGGGGGGGACGUUCCCAUCAGCUCCAUCCAGGCCACCAUCGCCAAGCUCAGCAUCAAACCGGGGGGGCCCAGCACAGAGCCCGGGGGGGGCUGGGGGGCGGAUCCCACCUCCCCUCCGGACCCCACGGACCCCGAGGUGCCACCAGUGCUCCCCGACGGCGUCGUGGACGGUGUGGGUGCCUCCCUCCCCGAGUCCCCGGCCCCGGGGCCGCCCCUCCCCGAGGCACAGGGUGACGCCGAGAGCAGCAACCACGUGGGGGAGAGCCCCGAGGGGCCGGGGGGGCCACCAGAGCCCCCCGCCGCCCCCCCCGCCCCCCCCUCCUCCUCGCUGGAGCUGCUGGCGUCGCUGACGCCCGAAGCCUUCAGCCUGGACGCCUCCCUGAAGGGCAAACAGCGCAUGAACAAGCAGAACUUCCUCCAGGCACAGCCGGGCGAGGGGCUCCGCGGGCCCCGGCCCAGCGACGACCCCCUGAGCAUGCUCGACCCCCUCUGGACACUCAACAAGGCGUGAGAGGGGCGGGGGCCCCCCGGCCCCCCCAGCUCCACUUUGACUCCAGGUAGAACUGACUUUUUCAGCUCUUUGCUACUAAAAUAAAGCGAGUUUAUCGGC
Neopelma chrysocephalum (saffron-crested tyrant-manakin) is the source of this 5346-nucleotide messenger RNA. RefSeq names its product protein tyrosine phosphatase, non-receptor type 23 (gene PTPN23). NCBI's taxonomy places the organism in Eukaryota, Metazoa, Chordata, Aves, Passeriformes, Pipridae. The transcript has 26 exons. The record is from RefSeq and is a predicted model, not a curated record. Gene Ontology annotation, biological process: protein dephosphorylation; endocytic recycling; early endosome to late endosome transport. Gene Ontology annotation, molecular function: protein tyrosine phosphatase activity; protein binding. Bases 136 to 5247 code for a protein of 1703 amino acids. Gene Ontology annotation, cellular component: endosome.